AUGCCGACGCCGCCCGUGAGCUGGGACCCCCCGGUCAAGCCCACGCAGCCAUGCUAUUCCAUUGCCGCUGUGCCGAUCCUCGGAAAGAUUGCUCAAGGCCAGCAGGAGCAAGAGAGCGACGGGUGGCAGUGGAUUCGGUACGAAUGUGAGGGUGUCAAUAAGUAUCAGAGUGGCAAUAGCUCGACCAACCAGAUUAUCCUGCGCGCUGGAAUCCAGCAGAAUGAUCACAGCAGAGGCUAUGCCACGAAUUUCGUGAAAUUGGCAACGGAUAUAGUGGACAGGACCGCACGCCCAAAUGGCCUUCAGCAGGUCAGCGGCUAUACUGCAGUGGAGGGUGCACGUGAGCUGAUUGCUGGUCAAGGCGAGGCGAAGGCAGGCGAGAAGGAGGCCACUCGGAAAGCUCCAAAGGCUAAGGACCGCGAGCCGGCGGUGGCACAGGCUGGUGAGCGGGAGAUUGACGACGGUGGGAAGCCUAUGAGGAGGGAGUGA
Molecule: messenger RNA, 489 nt
Organism: Symbiodinium sp. CCMP2592
Lineage: Eukaryota; Dinophyceae; Suessiales; Symbiodiniaceae
Source: the annotation of a GenBank genome assembly